UGUCAUUUUUUGUCCGGGAAAUUAGUUUAUUGUUGCAAUUUCGAUAAAAUUAUUACUGAAAAUUCGUGUUUUUCGUUGUUUUAUUUGUCCUAUUAAGCCAUGGAGGACCCGCUUGCACUGAAAUCCAACGAAAAUAAGCCCGCGGGGAAUUGUUAUUGCGGCAAAGACAGGAAUCUCAACAUAAUCGAACUUUUGUGUGCUGCUUGCAAUAGUUGGUUCCAUGAGAGUUGCAUCAAUUAUCAGUUUGGCAAAACGCUCGCAUUCUCCAUGAAUUAUGUCUUUUUCUGCAAAAAUUGUUCGAGCACGGGACUUGAGAGCUUCCGACGGAUUCAGGCGACGCUGACACAAAUGUGCGUCACGACAAUCGCGAAUUUGCAGCAUGCGGCGAAGAAGGAGGGCAAGCCAAAACUGCUUUUUAGCAAAGAUAAGGAAAUUGUGCCAUUUAUUGAGCAGUAUUGGGAGUCGAUGACGACGAUGCCGCGACGCAUAACGCAAAGUUGGUAUGCGACAGUGCAGAAAACUUUGCUGAAAGAUGUCAAUGUUGUCUUUAGUUACGAGGAAAAUUCGGAGGAUGGGCAAAUGUAUGGCUUAGUUAAUGUUGAUCUCACGCACAUUAAACCGAAUUAUGAUGCGCAAACGGUUAAAGAUGGGCUGGCAGCAAGUCAAAAUUUAUCGAAAGUUGGACGACAACCGAAGCGGAAAUUCGCUGGAGGAGACUUUCCGCCCGGCAAAAAGGGUCGUUUGGGAGGCGAUUCGAAUGUUAUUGUCAAAUUACCUGCGCACGGAUACCCUUUGGAGCAUCCCUUUAACAAAGACGGGUAUCGUUACAUCCUCGCUGAGCCAGAUCCGCAUGCGCCCUUCAGACAAGAGUUCGACGAAAGCGCAGAUUGGGCAGGAAAACCCAUUCCCGGAUGGCUUUAUCGCGUUUUAGCACCGAGUGCAGUACUUUUGGCACUUCAUGACAGAGCACCGCAGUUGAAAAUCUCCGAAGAUCGACUUCAAUUGACGGGCGACAAGGGUUAUUGUAUGACACGAGCGACGCAUUAUGUUUCACGCGGCACAUGGUAUUACGAAGUGACGAUAGAAGACAUGCCAGAGGGAUCUGCGACGCGAAUUGGAUGGGGACAGGAAUAUGCGAACCUUCAAGCACCUUUGGGAUAUGAUAAAUUCGGGUAUUCGUGGCGAUCGCGAAAGGGAACGAAGUUUCAUGAGUCACAUGGGAAGCAUUUCGCAGCAGAAGGGUAUGGAGAAGGAGAUACACUCGGGUUUUUGAUCGUUUUGCCGGAUCCUGAUGUGGGAAAACAUAUUCCGAACACUUAUAAAGAUAGGCCUUUGGUAAAAUUCAAGAGUCACUUGUAUUACGAAGACAAAGAUAAAGUAAAUGAAGCUCUCAAAAGUCUCAAAACGCUUCCCGGCAGCAAAAUUCUCUUCUUUAAAAAUGGAAAAUGUGAAGGAGUUGCGUUCCAAGAUAUUUAUGCAGGAUGUUAUUAUCCAGCAAUUGCUCCAUUUAAAGGAGUGACAGUCAGUGCGAAUUUUGGACCUAAAUUCAAAUAUCCACAAGUAUUAAAGGAGUAUCAAGCAAAAGGCAUGCACGAACGCGCCGAAGAAUUCAUCUGCGAACAAGCCAUGGCUGACAUCAUGUAUUUCACAGAAAACGACGGAAAACUACGACUUGAUACGUUUUGUGCGUAAACCUCUUUUAAUUAAUAACAAUAAUCAUAAGUUUUAAAAUACAACUUUU
Molecule: messenger RNA, 1741 nt
Organism: Culicoides brevitarsis
Lineage: Eukaryota; Metazoa; Arthropoda; Insecta; Diptera; Ceratopogonidae
Gene: ash2
Product: set1/Ash2 histone methyltransferase complex subunit ASH2
Exons: 6
Coding region: 100-1692 (530 amino acids)
Cellular component (GO): Set1C/COMPASS complex
Molecular function (GO): protein binding; transcription cis-regulatory region binding
Source: RefSeq, a predicted model, not a curated record